GAACCGGUGUAUCAAGUUUUUUGUUAAUCGCAUUGUCGAGGCUCUGACCUCUUUCUUUUCCGAAGUACUUACUGUACGUUGACAUUCCUGGACACUUUUCCAACACCCAUUCCAUAUCUUGCACUCUAACCUUAACACCAGUAAGAGCUGACAGUUGCUUGAUUUUGACGCUUUAUAUCCGAUCUGUAGGCUAUCUAUUGGCGUGAGCGAACGUAAACGCACUGCACUUUGAAGAUGGAAACAGAGGUUACUGAUGGCCCUAUCACUGGUGGUGGUAGUGAUGACUUCUCUCCCAAGAUGGAGCAUUCAAGGGUGGUGGUCCCCACCACAAGCACGCCCAAUGGCCAGUACACCUCCUUGAGUCACAUGACUAACACAAACUCCAUCAAGAUAGAGAUGCAUAGUGAUGAAGAUGAUGGAAAAGUUCUUAAUCAGGUGGACCAAGCCAGAAGCAAAGGGGAAAUGAGUACCAUGGAGGAGUCUGUGGUGGAAAGCAACGGAAUGACAGAAACCAACCCAGGGCCGGAGAUACAAGCUGAUGGAGGGAUACGACUUCCGAAUGGUAAACUGAAGUGUGACAUCUGUGGGAUGGUUUGCAUUGGGCCCAAUGUUCUAAUGGUACAUAAACGGAGCCACACUGGUGAACGGCCCUUCCGCUGCAACCAGUGUGGUGCUUCAUUUACUCAAAAAGGAAACCUACUGAGGCACAUCAAGUUGCAUACUGGAGAGAAACCCUUCAAAUGCCCUUUCUGCAGCUAUGCCUGCAGGAGGCGAGAUGCACUGACUGGGCACCUAAGGACGCAUUCUGUGGGCAAGCCUCACAAGUGCAACUACUGUGGUAGAAGCUACAAACAGCGCAGUUCACUGGAGGAGCAUAAAGAACGCUGUCACAACUACCUGCAGAAUGCCGGCGUGGAGGCUACACAGCCCAUGAAUCACCAGGCAGAUGAGUACAAGGAGCAGGAUCCAGUAGCAGAUCACAUUCCUUUGAUGUCAUUUGAGAGACCUGCAGUCAUAGAGAGGCUAUCAAGCAAUGUAGGAAAGCGUAAAAGCUCCACACCGCAAAAAUUUGUUGGUGAAAAAUUUAUGCAUUUGAAUUAUCCAGACAUCAAUUAUAACAUGAGUUUGAACUAUGAGAAAGAGGCAGAGUUCAUGCAUUCGCACAUGAUGGAUCAAGCUAUCAACAAUGCAAUUACAUACCUUGGGGCUGAAUCCCUCAGACCUCUGAUGCAGCAUCAACCCAGCACAAUGGCAGAAGCAGUUCCAGUUAUGAAUGCUGCCUAUUCUCAGGUAUACCAGCCAAGCAGGCUUGAAAGGCCAAGCAGUAGAGAAAUAACAGAAAGCCACGAAAAUACAGUGGAUGGCCCCAUUUCUCUAAUAAGAGCAAAAAAUCAGACAGCAGAAAGAGGAAUAUCUCCUAGUAACAGCUGUUUAGAUUCUACUGACACCGAAAGCAGCCAUGAUGAUCGAAGUGGUCAACAAUAUCCUGGAAUUCCAGCCUUUACUCCUCGGAACAAGCAAAGCCCCGCCUACACAAAGGAUGAAUCAAAGGCUAUGGAACCAGCAAAAGUUUUGUCUCAUACCUCUAAAGAGAUAUACAGGGUCUUCAGUAGUGAGGGCGAGCAGAUUAGAGCUUUCACUUGUGAGCACUGUCGUGUGCUGUUUCUAGACCAUGUCAUGUACACCAUUCACAUGGGCUGCCAUGGUUUCAGAGACCCAUUUGAGUGUAACAUCUGUGGCUACAGAAGCCAGGAUCGCUAUGAAUUCUCAUCGCACAUUGUUCGAGGAGAACACAUAUUCCACUAGGCUUUGAGUUCUAAGACAAUGAUGAAAAACUAUAUUUUGACACCCACAUUACAAUAACUGUAAGGCAGAUGUGGCCUGGCGACAGAAGAUUUGCCUUGUUUUUACGAUCCAUGGACCAAGCAUAUACUGUAGUGAGUAUAUUUCACUCAUUUGCAGUAAUGUGAUUUUUCACUCAUACAUUACUUUGUGGGAAUUAAAAUUAGCCCUUAGUUUAUGAAAAUGAGCUGUCAGUCAUGUCAUCUGAAGAAUUUUGUAUCAUUCAAUUCGGUCCUUGCGUAGGUGCCACUGUGACAAGCUAAUGAACAACUCAUAUGUAGAAUGAUAAUAAAGAAGAAUGAUGUAGGUUCAAGGGUGAACCAUAUCUUAAACUUCCUUAACUUCAAAAUGGAGUAGGAAUAAAAGAUUAAUACUCUUGUAUGCAGCAAUCUUCUAGAAUUAAUUUCUUUGUCUGUUUCACACAUUCAAAUUAACCAAGUGACGGUUCACUAAAUUAAAAGCAAGCACUUGUUGGUUAAUUUAUACUUUUCAAUGUUGAUCAAAAUAAUUGAAAAGGGAAGUCUUAUAUUUAAGUUUUUGAAUUUAUGUAAAGUUGGCGAAAAAAUAUGAAUCAUUAGGUGAGGCCAUCACUACUUGGUUAAGGGGUGAAACACAAUUAAUCACAGACUCAGUAUUAAUCCACUGAUGGUGUUCCCUUUUUGACUAUCACAGUCUUAACCUUUUGUGUCCUUAACUACAUUUUCUUAUAAGCCGAAGAUGAAUGAUACAGUUCCACUCAGAUGACAAGCCUGACAGCUUGUUUUGUGGCACUUGCUCUGUGAAUAAAGAUUACCUCUCACACUUAGGUUGCUUGUUGAAAGGGGCAUCAAAAUUAGGACCCAAACUAUGCACUUACUGAAAAUUUUCGUAAAGUACUGGAGACUAUUGUUAAUUUCUGAACAUAUAGCAACAAGGGAAGGAUGUAUUAAAACUCUGAAACUGUGAUCAUUCAACUGAUUGUGAAGCACUGUCAGUUCUUAACCAGACUCACUUCCUGUUUCAUGUAGCAUUUUCUAAUCUGGAACAAAUGACCCUGUUCUAAAUCCUUGGGCUUUUUUGUUGCUAAAGCAUUAGGUAUAAGCUGUUUACAUAUUUUUGUACUAAAGUGUAGUUUUAUACAUGAAAAUGCUUGAAAAAUAAAAGGUACAUUAGCUUUGUAGUGCAUUGCUACUGGAAUCGGGUAACUGGAACCUCUUCCUUGGUUUGUUUCAUGGUGGCAACAUAUGUUUUUUUUGCAUAAAACUCUGGAUGUACAUUUUCCUUAUAACAUACCUUUGUAAGAUGAUUGAAACUUUAAACUUUUUAUGCAAUUAUUUAGAAGGUUUCAGCAUCGACAACUAUAGUAUGUUUUAAAUCUUUUAAAAUGCUUUGAUUAAAAAUUAAAAAUAAAAUUACUUUAUUCCAAUGUCAGGCGUUGGCAGCAGCUAUUUGUAGCCUAAAUUUCAUUCUAAUGAAUUUUCCUCUCAAUUCCUUGUCACUCAGUAGUAUAAGCAACAUAAGAGUCUAUAACAGACUCUCCAAACUUGAACCGGUUUUGCUAAACAGGUGAAUGCAGUUUUCAAGUGCAAUACUUCCUUUUUUUCGGACUGUAUAAUGUAUUUUCUCAAUUUAGGAAAUAGUUUAUGUAAAAUGUUUUUGAAAUACAUUAACUGAUUCUUAAGACUGUAUUGAAAAUCCCUGUUACUGUGACCUAAAUAACAUGGCUUGUAAAAAAUACAAAGUUGCAGAAUCUUUGUUAAUAUUUUUUUAGGGAAAACUACUGUAAGGUUUGUACUGUCUGAGUGCACAAAUACUGAAAUAA
Rhincodon typus (whale shark) is the source of this 3643-nucleotide messenger RNA. RefSeq names its product IKAROS family zinc finger 2 (gene ikzf2). Gene Ontology annotation, molecular function: DNA-binding transcription factor activity; RNA polymerase II cis-regulatory region sequence-specific DNA binding. Gene Ontology annotation, biological process: regulation of transcription by RNA polymerase II. Bases 235 to 1806 code for a protein of 523 amino acids. Lineage: Eukaryota; Metazoa; Chordata; Chondrichthyes; Orectolobiformes; Rhincodontidae. The record is from RefSeq and is a predicted model, not a curated record. The transcript has 8 exons.